Messenger RNA from Nilaparvata lugens (brown planthopper), 1876 nucleotides. RefSeq names its product gastrula zinc finger protein XlCGF57.1-like. The record is from RefSeq and is a predicted model, not a curated record. Gene Ontology annotation, molecular function: RNA polymerase II transcription regulatory region sequence-specific DNA binding; DNA-binding transcription factor activity, RNA polymerase II-specific. NCBI's taxonomy places the organism in Eukaryota, Metazoa, Arthropoda, Insecta, Hemiptera, Delphacidae. Gene Ontology annotation, biological process: regulation of transcription by RNA polymerase II. Gene Ontology annotation, cellular component: nucleus.
CAGGAGAAUGAUAGCAGCCAAGAACCAGCGCCAGAGUGCAGCACUGCAUGCUCUCCAACUGAUGAUGAUUUCAGCCAACAACAUUAUCUAAUCCCUGGCUAUAAUCUAAUAUUCAUCAAAGAGGAAGAAUAUGUUAAGCAAGAGGCAGAAGGAUGUUCAGUGGAGAGUGAACCGGAGAUGUGGCCUUCAAACUGCAGCACAUCUGAAACUGCCAAUGCAACAGAAGUGGGUGGACUGAAUGCACAUUCAAUCUCUCCCAUGGAAGAGUGCACUGAGCCAUCUGUGGCUGGCAAAAAGAUCAAGCUCUACAGCUGUGCUGACUGCAGCUAUAAAACUCCAUCGAUCACUCAUUGGAAGAGACACAUGAGAAAACACACUGGGGAAAAGCAUUUCAGUUGUGAGUAUUGCGACUAUAGAUGUACUCGAUCUAGUAAUUUGGAGAAACAUAUCAGAACACAUACAGGAGAAAGACCUUUCAGCUGCGAGUAUUGUGACUAUAAAUGUGCUGAAUCUGGUACUUUGAAGAAACAUAUCAUAACUCAUACAGGAGAAAGACCUUUCAGCUGCGAGUAUUGUGACUAUAAAUGUGCUCGAUCAAGUAAUUUGAAGGAACAUAUCAGAACACAUACAGGAGAAAGACCUUUCAGUUGUGAGUUAUGUGACUAUAAAUGUGCUCAAUCUGGUACUUUGAAGGAACAUAUCAAAACACAUACUGGAGAAACACCUUUCAGCUGCAAGUAUUGUGACUAUAAAUGUGCUCGAUCAAGUAAUUUGAUAAAACAUGUCAGAACACAUACAGGAGAAAGACCUUUCAGUUGUGAGUUAUGUGACUAUAAAUGUGCUCAAUCUGGUACUUUGAAGGAACAUAUCAGAACACAUACAGGAGAAAGACCUUUCAGCUGCGAGUAUUGUGACUAUAAAUGUGCUGAAUCUGGUACUUUGAAGAAACAUAUCAUAACUCAUACAGGAGAAAGACCUUUCAGCUGCGAGUAUUGUGACUAUAAAUGUGCUCGAUCAAGUAAUUUGAAGGAACAUAUCAGAACACAUACAGGAGAAAGACCUUUCAGUUGUGAGUUAUGUGACUAUAAAUGUGCUCGAUCUGAUUCUUUAAAGGAACAUAUCAAAACACAUACUGGAGAAACACCUUUCAGCUGCAAGUAUUGUGACUAUAAAUGUGCUCGAUCAAGUAAUUUGAUAAAACAUGUCAGAACACAUAAAGGAGAAAGACCUUUCAGUUGUGAGUUAUGUGACUAUAAAUGUGCUCAAUCUGGCACUUUGAAGGAACAUAUCAGAACACAUACAGGAGAAAGACCUUUCAGUUGUGAGUUAUGUGACUAUAAAUGUGCUGGAUCAAGUAAUUUGAUAAAACAUGUCAGAACACAUACAGGAGAAAGACCUUUCAGCUGCGAGUAUUGUGACUAUAAAUGUGCUCGAUCAAGUGAUUUGAAAAGACAUAUAAGAACACAUCAUAAAGGAGAAACAACCACCAGCUGAAAAUUUGUGACUUUACAUGUGCUCAUUUAAAUUUAUUUUACUGUGUUUCCUAGUAAGGUGGUCACUAAUAACAGGAUAAGUUAUUGAACAUGUGUGUACACACAAAUGUCGUUCUUAUUUUCGUGUCAUCACAGCUAAAGGCUUCAAACAACAUUUUUUGAGGUUCUGAGUAAGUAUCGGCUCACAACUCCCCACUCCUCUAUUUAAAUUGCCAGGGUUGCCCUGGACUGGCGUCUGUGGAGGGGCGGAGUGGGGGAUGCUGCUCACAGUGUGGUGUGUGCCGGCGGAAAUCAACCUCGCACUUUCCAUUACCUACUCACAAGCAUUACCUGCUCACAUGGUCAUCAUCCACAAUAAAAUUAUCAAGUCAUUUGAUAAAAUA